AUGCCGACAGGCUCUAACCACUCAUCCUAUGCCCGGCCUAUACCCGGCCAAGCAACGACUUGUGUUGCCGCCUGCCUCUUGCCUCCGGAGGCAAUCGAUGACAGGUUUAACCCUGCCUCCGGCCUUGGUCGUCCGGUGCCAGAAAAGAUGAGUCAGUCGAACUGCUGUCCCUGUCGAGAGAGGUUUCAUUCUGACAAAUCUGUUCCCACAACUCUGAGGCGAUUGGACCGAGUGUGA
Protopolystoma xenopodis is the source of this 237-nucleotide messenger RNA. The record is from the annotation of a GenBank genome assembly. NCBI's taxonomy places the organism in Eukaryota, Metazoa, Platyhelminthes, Monogenea, Polystomatidea, Polystomatidae.